AUGGCCAGCUUCAGGUUUCUCCUGGCCACCUGUCUGCUGGCUGUGCUGUUGCGGGAGGCAUGCGCAAUUCCAGCACUCCAGGGCCCUGUCAAGACCAAAGGCAAACAUGUGAUCCCUGAACAGGAAACAGAGAAGGCCUUGGGUACCAGAGCCAUGGAGCCCCUGGAGAAGGACAACCAGCUGGGGGCACUGUUCCCAGUACCCAAGCAGAAGCUUGCAGCCGAUGAGGAAAAGCACCCAGAUGCCAUGACCUGGGUGGAGACUGAUGACAUCCUGAGCCGUUUUCGGAACCCCCUUGAGGGUCCAGAACCGGAUCUUGACAGCUUGGACCAUCCCACGUUUGAGGAGGUCCAGGAUGAGGAAGUGCUUCAGAUGAGGCCCAUGCUGCAUCGUCAGGUGCUCCAGGGACCAGAGGAGGACCUUGACCACCUCGCCCACUCUCUGGAGGACUCUGAAGAGGCCUAACCACUCUCCCACCCCUGCCCUGAGGUCCAGGUUGUUGGGACCACUGACUCUCCCCAGCUAGAAAAAAUAAACACCUGCAAA
This is a messenger RNA of Acomys russatus (golden spiny mouse), 546 nucleotides long. It is a transcript of the gene Prap1, whose product is annotated as proline rich acidic protein 1. The transcript is spliced from 5 exons. Bases 1 to 465 code for a protein of 154 amino acids. The record is from RefSeq and is a predicted model, not a curated record. NCBI's taxonomy places the organism in Eukaryota, Metazoa, Chordata, Mammalia, Rodentia, Muridae.